AUGCCUGUAGCAUUUUGUGCUUAUAUACAAGAUUGUGGUUAUGGUGAUAGUUUCAAACGUGCAUUAUUUUACACUAGUAAACAGCAUAAUUUUCCACAACGUGCUGCUUGCAUAACCAUUCUAUCGAUGUUUGGUGAGUUAACAGUUGAAUUAUGUGAAAUGAUCAUUGUUGCACUACAAGAUGAUUCUCAUAUUCAAAAUACUUGUUAUAAAUGUUUGACACGUAUUAAUUCUAUCAAAGAUGAAAAAGUUGUUUUAAAUCUAUUAUUUUCUUACUUGAAAUCAAAAUCAAUGAAUAUUCGAUAUAUUACAACUAAAUUACUUAUUCAUCUUUCUCAAUCUUCUCUCGUGUCAUCUGAACAGGUUCAAAGGGCAUUGAAUGAUCUUAUAUUAGAUCCUAGUUCAAACGAAAGUCUAUGGUUAAUUGAAGAGCAAGAGAAUACGCAGAGCGAAUGUCAUUAUUAUUAUGUUGGAGCAUUGAAAGAUGUUAUUUACUCUUUACUUAUUCAACAUUUAACUAGAGAAAAAAAUGGAAUGAUUCGAAGAAAUGAAUUGAAUGAUAUUGACUCAGCUUUUAUCGAAGCUGAGAGUGCAUCACGUGUAGCAUCAUGUGUUUAUGAGACGAAAAGAGAAGAGAGUUUGGAAAUUGAAAAACCUUCUAAAAUCAAAUCAAUUGACUAA
Adineta steineri is the source of this 681-nucleotide messenger RNA. The record is from the annotation of a GenBank genome assembly. NCBI's taxonomy places the organism in Eukaryota, Metazoa, Rotifera, Eurotatoria, Adinetida, Adinetidae.